This is a messenger RNA of Wallemia ichthyophaga EXF-994, 477 nucleotides long. RefSeq names its product Low molecular weight phosphotyrosine protein phosphatase. Gene Ontology annotation, biological process: protein dephosphorylation. The record is from RefSeq and is a predicted model, not a curated record. The transcript is spliced from 4 exons. Bases 1 to 477 code for a protein of 158 amino acids. Lineage: Eukaryota; Fungi; Basidiomycota; Wallemiomycetes; Wallemiales; Wallemiaceae. Gene Ontology annotation, molecular function: protein tyrosine phosphatase activity.
AUGAGCGGCCCAGCAGAGACUAAAGUAUUAGCAGUGUGUUUGGGUAAUAUCUGCAGAUCCCCAAUGGCGGAGGGAGUUCUCAAACAAAUCAAAGACGAGAAUAACUUGCCUGUGUUUGUGGAAUCUGCCGGUACUGCUGCUUACCACGAGGGCGAAUACGCAGACGAAAGAACGAUAUCCACACUCUUAAAUCACGGAAUUACGAUGGAUUCACUCGCUAGGAAGGUCAGGCAGAGUGAUUUCAAUGAGUUCGACCACAUACUCGCCAUGGAUGGCAGUAACCUUUCAAACCUCCUCAAAAUAGCUCCAAAGAACUGUAAAGCCGAUGUUAAACUCUUUGGUUCAUAUGGCGAUGGCAAGGCUAUACAAGACCCAUACUACGGUGGACAAAUGGGAUUCUCAAAAACUUAUGAGCAAUGUUUGAAAUACGGGAAGGCAUUCUACGAAUCUCUCGGCUACACUUUAAACGCAAUAUAG